Fulmarus glacialis (Northern fulmar) is the source of this 391-nucleotide messenger RNA. RefSeq names its product gamma-aminobutyric acid type B receptor subunit 1-like. The record is from RefSeq and is a predicted model, not a curated record. Lineage: Eukaryota; Metazoa; Chordata; Aves; Procellariiformes; Procellariidae. The annotation marks the transcript as partial. The transcript has 2 exons.
UGCCAGAUCAUCCACCCGCCGCGGGACGGGGGGAUCCGCUACCGGGGGUUGACCCCCGAGGAGGUGCAGAGCGUUCGCUUCCUCCCCUUCGACUACGAGAUCGAGUACGUCUGCCGGCCCGACCGCGAGAUCGUGGGGCCCAAAGUCCGCAAGUGCCAGCGCGACGGCACCUGGACCGCCAUGGGCCACCCCAGCCGCUGCCUGAGGACCUGCCCCAAAAUGCACCUGAGCUUGGAGAACGGGCAGGCGGUGGCACGGGCGAUGGAGCGGGUGCCGGUGGAGGGGACGUGGACCGAGUACAGCUGCAACCCCGGGUUCCGCCUGGUGGGCAGCACCCGCAGUAACUGCACCAAGCUGGGGCGCUGGAGCACCCCCAAACCCACCUGCGAGC